AUGACGGCGAAACAAACAUGGCAGCCACCAUAUCACCUUGGUGAAAAGAUAGGACCUAAAGCAGACUUGGGAUUGAUCCUCCUCACAACUACAUUGGUAAACUUUUUGGAUCUUUUCCAGCUUUCUGCUGUUCUAUUCGGUCUUCCAGAUAUCCAGCGCUCUUUGAACUUUACCACUGAGGAUAUAAACUGGGUCUUGAUUGUGUACAACAUUACGUUCGCAUCUUUUCUUCUAAUCGGAGGCCAACUAGGUCAACGACUCGGCUUGGAGAGAACAUUCAUUAUUGGCACAGCCAUUCUCACUGUGUCAAACAUUAUCAACACUGCUGCUCCCAAUAAAGCAGCUUUACUUGCUGGUCGAUGCAUCUCGGGUAUUGGUGCGGGAUUGACUGCUCCGAAUGGACUGGCCAUAUUGAGCCGGAAGUUUGCAGAUGGUGAGGCUCGCAACAAAGCACUAGCAGUAUAUACAGCUUGCGCUCCUUUGGGCUCGACUAUUGGAACUGUGGUCGGCUCUCUUCUUGCAUCCUCUCCUGCUGGCUGGAGAUCCAUCUUCUGGCUAUGCCUGAUUCUCACUGCGAUUUCAACAGUGCUAGCAUGUCUAUUUCUCCCUGAGUUUUCGAGGGAGAAGGUACCGAUUGAUGUACUCGGUGCUUCGGUUUUCACUGCAGGCAUCGCACUUCUUGUGUAUGGUCUGAAUGACAGCUCGAGGCUUGGCUGGUCGGCACCAUCAGUACUUGUUGGGAUUAUUCUGGGUAUAUGCUUGCUCCUUGCUUUCGUAAUUGUUGAGAAGCGAGUCGCGAACCCAGCGGUUCCUCUAUAUGUUUGGAAGUCAUUACCCUUCUUCCUCAUGCUGGUCGCUAUAUUUGCCUUUGGUGGCAGCUUCAGUUCAUGGUUCUUCAUUACCACACAGCUUUGUGUGAACUUGCUCCGUUAUACCCCUGUUCUCACGGCAGUGUACUUUCUACCAGCUGCUUUCUGCGCAAUCGUCAGUGGCGCACUCUCCACCCCUAUGGUCAAAUUCCUUGGAGAAAAGGCAACCCUCGUCGUCGGCCUUGUCAUUACCGCUGCAGGUGGAGUCGCCUGGGCUUUCGCGACACCCGAACGUGCCGGUGGGACUGCUCACGGACAAGGAUACUGGUACUCGAUUGUGGCCGCAAUCAUAUUUGUCUGUGGUAGCCCGGUUGCCAUGGUUCCUGCUCAAAGCAUUUUGCUUCGUCAAGUGGAGGCAGGUAACCAUGCAGUAGCAAGUGCUCUCUUCAACACUGCUUAUCAGGUCGGCGCUAGCGUUCUUCUCGCGGGAGCCAAUGCAUUGAUAAAUGCAAAACAAGAGAAUGUUAAUGGUAUAAUCAGGGCGUCCAUGGAAGGAUACAGGGACGCCUUUUGGCUCUUGACUGGCGUUCUAGGUGGUGCGGCGCUCAUAGUGGCUGUCUUUUAUUGGCCUCUCAGAUCUGAGACUUCGGAGAGAACCAUUGAAGAAGCCUUGGUUGAGGAGCAUCCCACGGAAACUAAAGUUCAUUGA
This is a messenger RNA of Penicillium expansum, 1518 nucleotides long. Its product is annotated as MFS transporter. Gene Ontology annotation, molecular function: transmembrane transporter activity. The coding region runs from base 1 to 1518 and encodes 505 amino acids. Gene Ontology annotation, cellular component: membrane. NCBI's taxonomy places the organism in Eukaryota, Fungi, Ascomycota, Eurotiomycetes, Eurotiales, Aspergillaceae. The transcript has 4 exons. The record is from RefSeq and is a predicted model, not a curated record. Gene Ontology annotation, biological process: transmembrane transport.